Molecule: messenger RNA, 3919 nt
Organism: Paralichthys olivaceus (Japanese flounder)
Lineage: Eukaryota; Metazoa; Chordata; Actinopteri; Pleuronectiformes; Paralichthyidae
Source: RefSeq, a predicted model, not a curated record
UGUGUGCACUGAAAUGAAAAGUGGAAGUGGAGGUGUUCCAUACCUGGCUGAUGUGUGUUUGGAUUUGAUAAGCAUCAGAGUCAAAGGCACAGUUUGUGAUGUCUGUUUGACGGGGUCAGUGCAGCGGGACUGACCAGACACCACAGUGUGCGUUUGUAUUGUGCAAAGGGCACUGUAUUGCCCAGACCAUGUGGCUGGCUACAUUUAGAGACCAUCUGUUGCCUGCACACCUGCCACAUCAGCAAGGGACUGUAACCAUCACCCACUGCGCUCUUCUUUGGUGGAUAUUAUGCUCCUGCUGGUCGUUCACCAAGGCGACAAGCCAGAAAUUCUACCCAACGGUCACCACCCAGUUCGGCAAGCUGCGAGGCCUCCGGGUGCCUGUGCCCAGCGAGGUGCUCAGGCCCGUCGAUCAGUACCUGGGCGUCCCGUAUGCUGCUCCACCCGUGGGUGAGAAGCGCUUCAUGCCGCCAGAGCAGCCCUCCUCUUGGUCAGGUAUCAAGAACGCUACCCACUUCAUGCCUGUGUGCCCUCAGAACAUCCACAACACCGUGCCAGAGAUCAUGAUGCCCAUAUGGUUCACCUAUAACCUGGACACAGUAGCCACAUACAUUCAAGAUCAAAGUGAGGACUGUUUGUACCUAAACAUCUACGCUCCGACAGAGGAUGGGAGCCAACACAAGAAAAAGGGGGCGGCUUUCUCACAUGCCGAGACUCAUAUAUCUGAAGAUAUAAGGGACUCCGAAGCGCGACCUGUGAUGGUCUACAUCCACGGAGGCUCCUAUAUGGAGGGCACUGGGAACAUGAUGGAUGGCAGCGUAUUGGCCAGUUAUGGGAAUGUUGUCGUCGUCACACUCAACUACCGAAUUGGAAUAUUAGGCUUCCUCAGCACUGGUGACCAGGCAGCAAAAGGAAACUACGGGCUCCUGGACCAGAUUCAAGCCCUUCGCUGGAUCAGUAAGAACAUUGGUUACUUUGGAGGAGACCCAGGCCGCAUCACAGUGUUUGGAUCAGGGAUUGGUGCAUCCUGCGUCAGCCUGCUAACAUUGUCCCACCACUCAGAGGGUUUGUUCCACAGAGCCAUCAUCCAGAGCGGUUCGGCCCUGUCCAGCUGGGCCGUCAACUACCAGCCGGUCAAGUACACUCGCAUGCUGGCCGAGAGGGUCGGCUGCAACGUGCUCGACACUGUGGACAUGGUCUCCUGCCUGCAGAAGAAGAGUGCCAAGGAGCUGGUGGAGCAAGACAUCCAGCCUGCGCGAUACCGCGUGGCUUUCGGCCCUGUCAUCGAUGGGGACGUCAUCCCGGACGACCCCGAGAUCCUGAUGGAGCAGGGCGAGUUCCUCAACUAUGAUAUAAUGCUCGGGGUCAACCAGGGGGAAGGCCUGCGCUUUGUGGAGAAUGUGAUGGACAUGGAGGACGGCGUGUCUGGCAGCGACUUUGACUUUGCCGUGUCAGACUUUGUGGACAGUUUGUACGGCUACCCAGAAGGAAAGGACACACUGAGGGAGACCAUUAAAUUCAUGUACACUGACUGGGCUGAUAAGGACAACCCGGAGACCAGGAGGAAGACCCUGGUGGCUCUCUUCACUGACCACCAAUGGGUGGAGCCCUCAGUGGUGACGGCCGACCUGCACGCACGCUACGGCUCCCCUACGUACUUCUACGCCUUCUACCACCACUGCCAGAGCCUCAUGAAGCCUGUGUGGUCAGACUCAGCGCACGGAGACGAGGUGCCUUACGUCUUUGGCAUCCCCAUGGUGGGCCCAACUGAUCUGUUCCCCUGCAACUUCUCCAGGAACGACAUCAUGCUCAGCGCCGUGGUUAUGACUUACUGGACCAACUUUGCCAAGAGUGGGGAUCCUAACAAGCCAGUGCCACAGGACACCAAGUUCAUCCACACCAAGGCCAACCGCUUCGAGGAGGUGGCCUGGUCAAAGUACGACCCCUUCGAUCAACUGUACUUGCACAUUGGCCUAAAGCCGCGUAUCCGUGAUCACUACCGUGCCACCAAAGUGGCCUUCUGGAAACACCUGGUACCUCACCUCUACAACCUCCACGACAUGUUCCAUUACUCCUCCACCACCACCAAGGUCACCCCACUGGAUCCUACCCAGUCUAAUGGCAAGAGGUCUGGCAGCACAGGACGUCCUCCUGUCUCCACUGCCCAUGGUGACGGCGACGGAGGGAGGGAGAUGGGCCCUCUGAUCAUGCCCAACCCGAGAGAUUACUCCACAGAGCUUAGCGUCACCAUUGCUGUAGGGGCAUCGCUGCUCUUCCUCAACGUCCUGGCCUUCGCCGCUCUGUACUACCGCAAGGAUAAACGCAGUCGGCAGGACACGUCCCAGCAGCCCAGUCCCCAGCGUGACAGCAAAGGCAACAACGUGAGCCACACCACCACGGUGGACGAGACCCUGUCGUCCCAGCAAAGGAACCAGUGCGAGGCCCUUCACAAUCCUCUCCACGUUUCCCCCAGCUUGGACUACUCACUCACCCAGCACCGCUCCCCUGACGACAUACCUCUGAUGACCCCUAACAAUAUCACCAUGAUCCCCAACUCCCUGAUGGGCCUCUCCAACAUGAGUCCGUACAGCACCUUCCCGGCUGGUUACAGCUCUGCAGGCCUGCCCAGCACCCACUCCACCACUCGGGUAUAGCCUGGCAGGAGACGGAGAUGAAACGAAGCGACAUACGUAAAACGUGGAAAUGUAAAGCUGUAUUUAGGAUGUGUAGCUAAAAUAGGAUUGAAUAUGUUCGUUUUGUCUUUUCCAACGGUGUUAAAGCGCCAACAUCCUGCCUUUGCUCUCUCAUGAUAGGAAGUCUAACUGCAGAGUCAUUUUAUAAUACUCAUUUUAAAAGGCAGUCAAAAAGAAAAAAAAAGCGCAUUUCAUUUUCCACGUUGGCUUUUUUGAAACUUUACAUAGCAAGAACUUAGUAUAAUGUUUAUACAGUUGGAUUUGUAUGGGAAGCUUUUUCUUACUCUGAUAUCUAUUUUGAUCUCAAGGGACAAAGUGACAUUACAACUCGUGGUGGACAGAGAUGAGAUCCGAGGAAAAGCCAAAAAAAGCAGUAUUAUUAUUAUUAUUAUUAUUAUUAUGAAUAUUAUCGAGCUAUUUUAUACAUAUUUCUCAUGGUACAUUGCUUAUUAUAAAAAUGUAUUUUUAUUGUAAUUACUUUCAAAUGCCUUGUAAUUCGCUCACAUUAGAAAAUGACUGUGGAUUCAUAACGAUGGAUUUAAAUUUUACUGGUCGCACAUGUGGUAAAAAAAAAAAUCCAGUUCAUCCAGAGCAUUUCUCUCUGGUGGUGCAAAGAUAUAGCGCCUCUGUGUGUGUGACUGCGUGCGUGCAUGUGUGUGUGUGUGGCCGAGGGGUGUGCUUCAAAAAAUGUAAAUUAGGCAUUGUUUAAAAUUUACCAUUCAGGUUUGCAUAUGUAGUGUUGUGUAAUCUAUUGUAGUCCAUUUGAGUAUCCUAGCUAUACUUUUGUUUCACGUGUCCAUAACUUUUUCUUUAAAACAUUGCAGGACUAUAACUAAUGCUUCACUUUAAAAAGAGAAUCGCUUUAAAUGUGUUUUCCUACUCUAACCAGCUCAUGGUUCUUUUGGCUUGGCUUGUUUGUACAGAAUAAACUUAGAACAACAUUUUAUUUGUCGGUUGUUUAUGAAUACUGUAAGGUCUUCAGAGGGAUAACUGUAAUUACAUUGUAACUGUAUGUAUACCAACUCAAGUAUUCACAUUUAAAAAGUGAGUUUAAUGAAACUUUAAAGAUUGUGUUUUGGACCCCGCGCAUACCAAGAUAUAUUCAGGGGUCAUCCUUUACUGAAUGGACAUGAUGGACAACAAGCUUUGAGAUUUGAGAUUUGAGAUUUCUUUGAACCUAUCAUAAUGUUGUUUAAUCUAAAUGAGACCACUAUUAAAAGAUCUUU